Molecule: messenger RNA, 577 nt
Organism: Melanaphis sacchari
Lineage: Eukaryota; Metazoa; Arthropoda; Insecta; Hemiptera; Aphididae
Gene: RpL14
Product: 60S ribosomal protein L14
Exons: 4
Coding region: 105-551 (148 amino acids)
Biological process (GO): translation; ribosomal large subunit biogenesis
Cellular component (GO): ribosome; cytosolic large ribosomal subunit
Molecular function (GO): RNA binding; structural constituent of ribosome
Source: RefSeq, a predicted model, not a curated record
AUGUGAGGUUAUGAUUGUCUACUGAAUACCACCGUUCCAGACUUUUAGUUUUUCAUUCUUUUAGGUUCGACAAUUGACGUGUAAGUGAGCCGAAUUUCGGAAAAAUGCCUUUCAAGAGGUUUGUUGAAACUGGCCGAGUGGCCUAUGUUGUUGAUGGUCCUUACAAAGGCAAAAUAGUUUCCAUUGUUGAUUGUAUUGAUCAAAAAACUGUUUUGGUAGAUGGACCAGAAACUGGAGUACCCAGGUCAAAGAUGCGUAUCAGCCAAAUUCAUUUGACAAAGUUUAAGAUUAAUUUCCCUUACAAUGGAUCAACCAGGACUGUGCGUCAAGCUUGGAAAAAAGCUGAUUUAAACAAAUUGUGGGUUCAAAGCAGAUGGGCAGAAAAAGCUGCCAACAGAGAGAAGCGUGCAUCUUUGGGUGAUUUUGAAAGAUUCAAGCUCAAGAGAGCAAGAAAAAUCAGAAACAAGAUCAGGACUAAUGUUUAUCAAGCACUUUUUAACAAUACUUAUUGCCCAAAAAAAAAGACCGCUGUUAAAGUUGCUAAAGCGUAAUAAAUUUUAAUUUGAAUUUAUGUAAA